AACUUUUCAACAUAUUCGCAUUAUCCUUCGAUAUGGACAUAUCGGAAUCUUCAGGUUACAGAGAUUUUGAAUGGGCGAUUGAACUAAACCGUCUGUCUUUAAAUUGGAUCGGCUUAUGGCCUAAAUCUGACGAAUUCGCUCUGAAAAGAUUCGGGCCUGACAUUCGUGUGGGCUUUACUUUUAUUAUGAUAACAUUUUUCUCUCUAAUUCCUCUUGUUUAUGCGCUCACGCGAGUUUGGGGCGAUAUGAUACUAAUGAUAGACAAUUUACGAGUUACAUUACCUAUGCUGUCGGUUUUAUUAAAACUUGUUAUCAUGCGAUGGAAGCAAUCAAUUGUUUUAUCGAUCAUUAACAUGAUUAGAGAAGAUUGGAUGAUGUUAAAGUUAGACGCAGAAAGAGAUGCAAUGAUAAAGCGUAUGAGGACCGCUCGACUGAUUGUAAUUUGUGCAUACAUUUUGAUGAUAUUUACGUUAAUUGUGGUUACCAUUCUUCCUUUAUUUGGUUUACCGUUCAGACAUCUAACAAAUCUCACUGAUCGGAACAAACCGUUACCGCUCCAGACAUAUUAUUUCUAUGACACAGAUAAGAAUCCUCAGUUCGAGUUAACAUAUCUUACUCAAAUCGUAGGGGUGUUUCUGGCCAUGAUAAUUUAUACGUCAGUAGAUACUUUUCUUGGAUUCGUGAUUCUUCAUAUCUGCGGUCAAUUAGAAAACUUCAGACGCCGUUUAGUCAAUUUGAUCGUCGGCAAAGAGUUUAACAAAGCUUUGAGAAACAACGUAGUGACUCAUUUACGACUUAUCAGGUAUGUCAAUAACACUGAAGAUAUAUUCACUUUAAUGAUGCUCGGAUCAAUAAUAUACAUUGGCAUUAUAUUUUGUCUAACCGGAUUUGCGUUGCUUGUUGUGAUUAAUAAUGAGAAGAUAAAUGCCGUGAAUGUCUCACAAAUAUGCUACAUGACAGCAGCUAUCAUUAUUUUUUUUAUGCAAAUGUUUUUUUAUUGCUAUGCUGGAGAGCUAAUUACAGAGCAAGUGAGUUACAACUUUUUAGACGUAUACAUAAAUAUGAUGUACAUUAUUUGUCAUUUUACUAGCUGGUUCGAUGAUCUA
This is a messenger RNA of Formica exsecta, 1106 nucleotides long. RefSeq lists its product as uncharacterized. The record is from RefSeq and is a predicted model, not a curated record. The annotation marks the transcript as partial. Lineage: Eukaryota; Metazoa; Arthropoda; Insecta; Hymenoptera; Formicidae. Gene Ontology annotation, biological process: detection of chemical stimulus involved in sensory perception of smell; sensory perception of smell. Gene Ontology annotation, molecular function: odorant binding; olfactory receptor activity. Gene Ontology annotation, cellular component: plasma membrane. The transcript is spliced from 5 exons.